Molecule: messenger RNA, 2657 nt
Organism: Myotis davidii
Lineage: Eukaryota; Metazoa; Chordata; Mammalia; Chiroptera; Vespertilionidae
Gene: MYOCD
Product: myocardin
Biological process (GO): smooth muscle cell differentiation; cardiac muscle cell differentiation
Source: RefSeq, a predicted model, not a curated record
AUGUUCAGAGCCCCUGAGCCGCCCUGCUCACGUCUGCGUCUUUCUGUUUCAGCGCUGAGAGGUCCAACUGUGUUCCAUGAGCAAAGAAAGCAUUCGGACAGUGACCAGACAGAAGACGCCCUGCAGCGCAAGGUCAGAAGCAGGCCCGACCGCGCCCACUCGGCUACUAUGCACAUACUCCAGGCCUCCACGGCAGAGAGGUCUCUUCCCGCUGCUCAGAUGAAGCUGAAAAGAGCCCGACUUGCAGAUGAUCUCAACGAAAAAAUUGCUCUCCGGCCGGGGCCGCUGGAGCUGGUGGAGAAGAACAUACUCCCUGUGGAUUCUACUGUGAAAGAGGCCAUCAAAGGGAACCAGGUGAACUUCUCCAAAUCUGCAGAUGCCUUUGCCUUCGACGAGGACAGCAGCAGCGACGGGCUUUCUCCAGAUCACACUCGAAGCGAAGACCCCCAGGGCCCAGCGACGUCCCCCCGAGAUACCAAAGCUACGGAGAUCCCUUUGGCAGGUCCUCCGGGGACAAUCCAGGAUCUAACUUCUGGCUCCGAAAAUGACAGGAAUGACUCGGUCUCACAGCCCAGCAACCAGUCAGACACAGGGAAGCAGGGGCUCGGCACCCUCAGCACCACCAACCCCGGGCACACUGCUGUGAAGUCCAAGUCCUUGAGUGACAGUAAGAACCGCCACAAGAAGCCCAAGGACCCCAAGCCAAAGGUGAAGAAGCUCAAGUACCACCAGUACAUCCCCCCGGACCAGAAGGCGGAGAAGUCACCGCCACCCAUGGACUCGGCCUAUGCGCGGCUGUUACAGCAGCAGCAGCUGUUCCUGCAGCUGCAGAUCCUCAGCCAGCAGCAGCAGCAGCGCUUCGGCUACACCAGCAUCCACCCCGCUCAGCUCAAGGAACCAAACGAGCAGAUGGUCAGAAAUCCAAACUCUUCUUCAACACCACUGAGCAGUACCCCUUUGUCUCCUGUCAAAAACAGCUUUUCUGGACAAACCGGUGUCUCUUCUCUCAAGCCAGGCCCACUUCCAUCAAACCUGGAUGAUCUGAAGGUGUCCGAGUUAAGACAGCAGCUUCGGCUCCGAGGCCUGCCCGUGUCAGGCACCAAGACGGCGCUCAUGGACCGGCUGCGGCCCUUCCAGGACUGCGCGGGGAGCCCCGUGCCCAGCUUCGGGGACAUCACCACCGUCACCUUUCCCGUCACGCCCACGGGCGCCCUGCCCCAUUACCAGUCCUCCGACAAGAUGCUGGUGGAGAAGCAGAAGGUGAUCAACGAGCUCACCUGGAAGCUGCAGCAGGAGCAGCGGCACGUGGAGGAGCUGCGGCUGCAGCUGCAGAAGCAGAAGCGGAGCAAGGGCGCCGCCGAGCAGGAGCCGCCGCCCUUCCUGGGGGCGCCCAUCAAGCAGGAGGACACGGCCUCACAGUGCUCGCCGCAGCACUCGCCGCUCGGGGCCGUGAAAAGCCCGCAGCACAUCAGCUUGCCCCCAUCGCCGAACAACCAUUACUUCCUACCUUCGUCCGCAGCUGCUCAGGGAGAAGGGCACGGGGCCUCCUCACCUGCCAGCACCCAGGUGUGUACUGCACAGAACUCAGGGGCACACGAGGGCCAUCCUGCAAGCUUCUCCCCCCAGCCUUCUGGCCUCCACCCCCCUUUCUCUGGAGCCCAGGCAGACAGCAGUCAUGGUGCUAUGGGCAAUCCUUGUCCCCAAAGCCCAGGUGUACAGCAAAAGAUGGCUGGUUUGCAGUCUUCUGAGAAAGCAGGACCAAAGUUUUCAAUUCCAUCCCCAACAUUUCCUAAGUCAACUUCAACAGUUGCAGAGAUAACACAGCCUCCAUCCUAUGAAGAUGCAGUAAAGCAGCAAAUGACUCGCAGUCAGCAGAUGGACGAACUCCUGGAUGUCCUCAUUGAAAGUGGAGAAAUGCCAGCUGAUGCCAGAGAGGAUCAUUCAUGUCUUCAAAAGGUCCCAAAGAUGCCUAGGUCUUCCCGAAGCCCCACUGCUGCCCUCCCCAAGCCGUCUGCUCCCUUUGAACAAGCGUCUUCAGGAGGCCAGCUCUCAUUUGAUCACUACGGCACAGACAGUGAUGAGCACCUUGAAGUCUUAUUAAAUUCCCACAGCCCCUUGGGAAAGGUGAGCGAUGUUGCCCUUCUAAAAAUUGGGAGUGAGGAGCCCUCUUUCGAUGGCAUAAUGGAUGGGUUCUCUGGGAAGGCUGCAGAAGACCUCUUCAAUGCGCACGAGAUCUUGCCAGGCCCCCUCUCCCCGAUACACACUCAGUUUUCACCUUCUUCUGUGGACAGCAGUGGGCUGCAGUUAAGCUUCACUGAAUCUCCCUGGGAAACCAUGGAGUGGUUGGACCUCACUCCCCCAAGUUCCACACCAACCUUCAGCUCCCUCAGCACCAGCGGGCCUAGCAUCUUCAACAUCGAUUUUCUGGAUGUCACAGAUCUGAAUUUGAAUUCCCCCAUGGACCUGCACUUACAGCAGUGGUAGAAUGCCUGAUGGAAAAAUGCUAAGGAAGGCCAAUAGGAAUUCUACAACCACAGAUACUUGUAUUGUAUUACCCAAAAGGAGGAGCAGGAGGAGGGGGAGGCAGAGGAGGAAGAAAUUUAAAAGAAGCAGUGAAGAUUUCUAUGACUAUCAACAGCACAAAUAGGAGUCCUUUA